AGGGCAGAGGGGAGGGGACAGCCCGGCCAGGCAGGAGCAGGGUCCGGAGCAGAGCACUGCGGGCAGGAGCAGAAUGGGGGACGCCUUCAUCCGGCACAUCGAACUGCUGGGCUACGAGAAAAGGUUUUUCCCCAGCCAGCACUAUGUCUACAUGUUCCUGGUGAAGUGGAAUGACCUCUCCGAAAAGGUCGUCUACCGCCGCUUUACUGAGAUAUACGAGUUCCACAAAGCGCUGAAGGAGAUGUUCCCCAUUGAAUCCGGGGACAUCAACAUAGAGAACCGGAUCAUCCCGCACUUGCCAGCCCCAAAGUGGUUCGAUGGGCAGCGCUCAACUGAGAACAGGCAGGGCACACUGGCUGAGUACUGCUACACACUGGUGAACCUGCCCCACAAGAUCUCCCGGUGCCUGCAUGUGGUCAACUUCUUCAAAGUCCGUCAUGAUGACAUGAACCCUGUCACAGACAGCCAGAUCAAGAAGCCUGAGGUCUUCCUCCUGACAAAGGAUUCCAAGAAAAGCCUGACUGACAUCACGGGCCCCAUUGUCCUGCAAACGUACCGAGCCAUCGCUGACUAUGAGAAGAGCUCCACGUCUGAGAUGGCUCUCAAGGCUGGGGACAUGGUGGAUGUCGUGGAGAAGAGUGAGAAUGGCUGGUGGUUUUGUCAAUUGAAGAAUAAACGAGGCUGGGUACCUGCUGCCUAUCUGGAGCCACUGGAUGGUCCCGAUGAGUCUGAAGAGCAGGAGCCUAACUAUGCAGGUGAAGCGUACGUGGUCCAGAAAAGCUACACUGCUGUGGAAGAGGAUGAGCUGACCCUCAAGGAGGGUGAUACCAUUGAAGUCAUCCACAAGCUCCUUGAUGGCUGGUGGGUCAUCAGGAAGGAUGAGACCACAGGUUACUACCCCUCCAUGUACCUGCAGAAGGCUGGGGAGGUGAACACCUCUGUGAAGAGUGAGCUGAGGAACCGGGGUGCUCCUCCGCGGAGAUCCACCAUCCGGAAUGCGAAGAGCAUCCACAAGCAGGGCCGGAAGCAAAUCAGCCAGGAGACCUACAGGAGGAACAGCAAGAAGUACAUCCAGAGCCAGCGGAAAAUACGGGGGAAUUCCCAGAACAAGGCCAAUGUCAUCAUUGAGAAAAAUGAGCCGGAGGACAACAAGCCCAAGGCUCAGCCUGCUGUCCCUCCCCGUCCCAGCAAGGAGCUCAUCCUGAACCGCUGCACGGAGAGCACAUGGAGGAAGAUCCUGUGAGCCCCCACACCAGCCACCCAAAGCUUCAUCUCCUCCAGCUCCUGUGCAGCUAGGCUUGGAGCUGGACAGGGAUCCAGGUGGCUCUGGCAGCCAGCACAGGCCAGGGAGGCUGGGGCCACAUCAGCCCAGCCCAGUGCCCUUCCUCAUCCUCCACCUCACCCACCCAUGGUGUCCUGAGAGCACUCUGAGGAGGGACCAGCCCUGCUCUACCAGCUCCUUAUAAACACCAAGUCCUUGUCUCUACAUGCCCUUCUCUGAAAAAUGUGUAUUUUAUGAUUGGCUUUUCACAAGUAUUAAAAUGAAUAUUGAAUGUGUUAUGUUAGAAAGUUAUGCUGUAUUAAUUUUCUUAAGUAGUGUGUUAAAUAUAGUUUUAGGUUAUAACAUAAUGUUAAAAUUGAAACUAUGUUGUGAAAGAUUGUAAGAAAGGACUUGCAGCAAAUAGCAGCCACAGGACACCUAAAUCUUUCAGAGAAAGGGAAUUUAUUGCUCCCUUAUCAGCAGAAAAUUAACUUCUUCCCACCUCGCUCAGACAGGAAGAUGGCAUAAGGAUUAAGAGGAAUGACCAGAAUCCUGUGUUUGAAUGGGAUUUAUGCAUCAUCUCUGAGGUGUAUGAAUGUGCAACAGGUGAUUGUUUUUAAGGGUUAAUCCUCUGUUAAGAGGGGUCCUUUUUCAGACUUGUGUUGCCCAGAAAAAGGUACCUGGACAUCCGUAUCUCUUUGUUUUUAGUGUCUCAUAUUGUCCUCAUCUCAAUUGUUCAAAUUUUAUUACUCUAAUUAUAUUACU
Messenger RNA from Passer montanus (Eurasian tree sparrow), 2026 nucleotides. RefSeq names its product neutrophil cytosolic factor 1 (gene NCF1). Gene Ontology annotation, molecular function: phosphatidylinositol binding; protein binding; superoxide-generating NADPH oxidase activator activity. Gene Ontology annotation, cellular component: NADPH oxidase complex; cytoplasm. The coding region runs from base 74 to 1243 and encodes 389 amino acids. The record is from RefSeq and is a predicted model, not a curated record. NCBI's taxonomy places the organism in Eukaryota, Metazoa, Chordata, Aves, Passeriformes, Passeridae. The transcript has 11 exons. Gene Ontology annotation, biological process: respiratory burst; superoxide anion generation.